Messenger RNA from Coffea eugenioides, 794 nucleotides. Its product is annotated as 40S ribosomal protein S14-3. The record is from RefSeq and is a predicted model, not a curated record. Gene Ontology annotation, molecular function: structural constituent of ribosome; mRNA 5'-UTR binding; small ribosomal subunit rRNA binding. Gene Ontology annotation, cellular component: cytosolic small ribosomal subunit; ribosome. The coding region runs from base 118 to 570 and encodes 150 amino acids. The transcript has 6 exons. Lineage: Eukaryota; Viridiplantae; Streptophyta; Magnoliopsida; Gentianales; Rubiaceae. Gene Ontology annotation, biological process: translation; maturation of SSU-rRNA from tricistronic rRNA transcript (SSU-rRNA, 5.8S rRNA, LSU-rRNA); ribosomal small subunit assembly.
UUCUCUUCCUUCUUCCCUGACGCAUUUGAAACCCUGCCCAUUUGCCGUCUUUCAGCUUCCAUUUUCUUUCACUCCCUCAGACCCCGCACCCGCACCAAGCUUCGUCGUCUCGAAAUCAUGUCGAAGAGGAGGACAAGGGAACCAAAGGAAGAGAACGUGACCCUCGGCCCUGCUGUGAGGGACGGAGAGCAAGUUUUUGGGGUUGCCCACAUUUUUGCUUCAUUCAAUGACACCUUUAUUCAUGUUACUGAUUUGUCUGGAAGAGAGACUUUGGUCCGUAUCACUGGUGGCAUGAAAGUGAAGGCUGAUAGAGAUGAAUCAUCCCCAUAUGCCGCUAUGCUUGCAGCACAAGAUAUUGCUCAAAGAUGCAAGGAACUUGGCAUCACUGCCCUUCAUAUUAAGCUCCGAGCCACUGGUGGUAACAAGACAAAGACUCCAGGGCCUGGUGCUCAGUCUGCUCUUCGUGCCCUUGCUCGUUCUGGAAUGAAAAUUGGUCGUAUAGAGGAUGCGACUCCAAUUCCUACUGAUAGCACUCGCAGAAAGGGUGGUAGAAGGGGAAGAAGGCUGUAAAGCUUUGUACUGUGAUAAGAGCAAAACUUGUCAUUUCUGCAGUAACCGUCACCCUCGUUUUUAAUGGUGCUGCAGUAACUUUGAGCAUGACAGAAUUUUGAUUGUGAAAUAGGCGAGACCAAAUUAUUUUUAGAUAUUGUUAGUUGCUUCGAUCAUGGACAUCAUCUCUCCUGCACUUAUUCUAUAUUUUUUUUUUCGUUUUGCAUUGCUCAGAAAUUAAAGUA